UUUUUUCCUCAGCAUCCUGCUGCCAUUGAGUAGGUGCAGCUCGGAGCUGGUGUCGCAGACUGUCUUUUCUUCACGGUUUUCUCUUCGCUACAGAUCGCUGCGUAGUAGACAGCAGUCAUUGCCAAACGAGCAUCGCAAACUGUCUUUCUGGGUCGGUGUGCUCUCCCGCCACAGAGAUGGCCGACCCUGGCCGCUUCCGCUACAUGGACUCGGCGGGGAGGCGCUCGCCUCCCCUCUACAACCCGGCUCGCUCUUCGAUGCCCGUCACCGGCGGCGGUUACGGCCCCCUCUACAGCGGCGAUCUCCAUGCCAUGUCGGCGUCCCAUCACGAAGGCCUCUCCCGCCCCACCGACGAAUACCGCACGAGCGCCGUCCCGGUCAGCACCACCACCUACGCCGUGCGGAAGGAGCCGCUAUCGAGGAGCACCAGUGUGAACGACGGGCCUCGGGCACACCGCGUCUACGACCACAGCGCCAAGCGCCCCGUCAUCGUGACCACGAAACACCAGCCCCCGGCCCCGGCAAGGUCCGGAAGCCCGUCACGCGACCCUUAUCGAUCUAGCGACGAGGGGCAGUAUUAUGCCCAGCCAGCCUCCUCCAUACCGAGAAGCCGAGCUGCCGGCCACAUCCCCUCGAGCGUGGCCAUGGACGAGGAGGAAUACCGGCGCCUGAAGGAGAGGACUCACCAUGACAGGCUGGGAGGCCGCGGCGCCGACCCGUACCGCUCCCCGCCCUCGGGCCCUCUCUACGCCGGUCCCAGUCACCGGGCCAGCAGCUACGAGUACGACGACGAAGGAUACGAGUACACGAAACCGAGCGACCUGGCGAGAUAUGACCUCGACCACGACCACCGUCACAGGAUCCGCCGCGAGAGCAUAGACCGGUACUACCGCCCAACCGUCAGCAUCAGCACGGACCUAGCCCGCCCCUUCGACCGUCCCGACCGGCGAGCGCGAGGCCCCCCGCCAGCAACCAGAGGUUUGGAGAAGAUUGGGUGGAGCCAGGCAACCGGUGGUAUCUAUGACGGCGCCGGAUCCCGUAUGCCUCUUCCGCCAACCGUCCCCUUGGGCCCCGAGGCGCGCCAUUCCGGCCUGCUCGAGACCCCGAGAAGCCCGAGAGAAGAGCAUCGCGGUGGUCCCCGCCCCCUGCCGGUGACCGAGGAGGACCUCCGCCAUCCGCAUGAUGACUAUUACUAUGAGGACUCCCGCGAUCACCACUACUUCCGUGAUGACCGUGUCGCCGCCCGCGGCUUCGGAAUUCUCGUCGACCCGAACGACAUCGACAUAGACGAUUAUCGUCGGCGGCCCGAAAGAGUGUAUCAUGAUGAACGCCCCGAGCGCCGCGGGAAGCGCUACGAGGUCUGCGAGCUGAGGAGGCGGUCAGAUGAUGACCUAGAAAUCAUCAGGCACGAGUACGACGAUCGGGAUUACAAAGGCCCCAGUGAGGACCGCUAUACAAUUGUAGAUGACCGCCCGCGGGCGAGGAGAGAUCGUAGAUCCGAUGACGAAGGCGGCGGCGGCGGCGGCGGCAACGACGAUGACGAUGAUGAACCUAGCAGCAAGAAAGACAAUAAAGUCCGUGACAAGGCUGCCGCUGGUCUCGGUCUUGCCGCCGUUUCUGUCGGCCUCAAGUCCGCGCUGAAACGUAGGGAUGAAAAAGCCGGAGACUCAUCACCCACAAGGAGGCAUGCGGAUGAGGAUGCCGGUCGCCGGGAGCGCGAGGAGGUUGACCAGCGGGACAGACCAGGCCGAAAGGAGCCUCUCCUUGGCGACGAAGAGUUUGAGAUUGUCGAGCAUCCAAAGGAUCGUGAGGAGGAACGAAAGCCAGAAGAAGAGCCAGGGGCGGAAGCCCGGGAAUCCAAAAAGGAUGACGAUGCCGCCGCUUCGCCAUCUCGAGACCACUCUUCGUCCGUGGAUGAUGACGAGGGCAAGGCAAAGCCUCGCCGUCGUCUGAGGGCUUCCUCCUUCAACCCCAACGACACUGCCGCCCUGGCCGAGAUGAAAGCGCGACUCGCCGAACUCAAGGUCGAGGACAAAGACGGUCCGCAGCAGGACGACCGCGCCGGCGACGAAAAGGCACCUCCAGCAGCAAAAGAAGGCUCUCCGGAGCGCAAACCGUCCCCCGUCGAGCGGCGGGAAGCGGACCCGGAUGCCUCCGCCCUGGUCCCCAGGGAUAAUACUGACGACAAGAGCCCACCGCCGCGGGAAGAGAAGCAGGUGCGGUUGGUGACGCCGCCGAAGGAACCUGUCGCGGAAAAGAAGCCAAUCAAGGGCAUCCUUAAGCAACCGCGGGCCCAGUUCCCCGAGGAGCCGAACCCGGUCCGCGAGGGCGUCGCUCCGCACAAGGACGACAAGUCCAAGGCCAACGUGCCGCCCGGCGCGCGGUGGACCAAAAUCAGCCGCAAGCUGGUCAACCCGGAAGCGCUAAGGAUUGGCAAGGAGCGCUUCGAGGUCCGUGACGACUUUGUCAUUGUGUUGCGGGUGCUCAGCAGGGAGGAGAUCCAGGCUUAUACUGCGGCAACCGCUGCACUGAGGGGUAGGGUCCCCCGGUGAUAGCGCCGGAAGAAGGAGUAUGAGCGUGAGAUGCGUGGCGAGGCCGAGUAUGAUGAGGACCGCGACCGCGACCGCGACCGUGACCGUGACCGCGACCGUGACCGUGAGCGUGACCGUGAUCGUGAUCGUGAUCGUGAUCGUGAUGACGACGAGGACGACGACAAGAGGAGGCGGCACCGUCAGCACCACCGGGAAAAGGACGACGACAGGCGUGCCAGAGACCGGGAUAGGGAUAGGGAUCGGGACAGGGAGGAUAGGGAUAGAUAU
Thermothelomyces thermophilus ATCC 42464 is the source of this 2819-nucleotide messenger RNA. RefSeq lists its product as uncharacterized. The record is from RefSeq and is a predicted model, not a curated record. NCBI's taxonomy places the organism in Eukaryota, Fungi, Ascomycota, Sordariomycetes, Sordariales, Chaetomiaceae. Bases 177 to 2552 code for a protein of 791 amino acids. The transcript is spliced from 2 exons.